AUGACAGAACCAAAAACAGCCCUCACUACCUCCCCAGCAUCACCGCUUCCUCCAACCGGUGCAAUAGACGACGACGUAGCCCAAAUACCCACCUGGCGAAAAUGGGUCAUCCUCUUCGUUGUCUGCUGGAUGCCGCUCCCCAUGACAUUCUGGAGCACCGCCAUAAUGCCCGCCACGCUCGAAGUAGCCUCCGACCUAAACAUCCCCGUAACGACCAUAACGACCAUCAACGCGGGUGUUUUUGUAGCGCAGGCGUUGUCGGGGCUGAUAUGGCUGCCUGUUAGUACGAUUAUCGGACGGAAGUCUGCGUAUCUUGCUGCGAAUGCUGUGCUGUGUGUUUGUGCGAUUGGGUGCGCGACUGUGCCGAAUCUAGCUGGGUUUGCGACGUUGUGGAUUCUGGGAGGGAAUACGGGGCCGUUCUUUUUGGUUGCUGGGCAGACUAUUCUGGCGGAUAUUUUUGAUCCUACGUCGCGAGGUACAGCGGUUGGGUUCUUUCUGGGGAGUUGCGUGUCGUUCAAUUCAAUCGCACCGCUUCUUGGUAGUAUCAUUGCUACAUUCACCAGCUGGAGAGUCAUCUAUGGCGUUGAGGCGGGCAUGUGUCUCUUUGGUCUCAUUCUCUCUCUCUUAUUCAUCCCGAAAGCCAGUGAAGUUGAGAAUCCCAAGUUGGCUGAGACGAGACGCCCGCGAACAGCCAAAGACAUUCUUCGGACCUUUAAUCCGAUGCAUGUCUUCUGUCAAUUUAAAUACCCCAAGGUCAUCCUCGCUAACAUCGCCUGCGGUCUCCUCGGCUUCAACCAAUACGGCCUCCUCUCCUCCAUCCGCCGCGUCAUAAACCCCCGCUUCAAUCUCACAUCUCCUCUCUCCAGUGGUCUCUUCUACCUCGCACCCGGCGCCGGAUUUCUCGUUGGAAGUACCGUCGGCGGUAAAGUAUCCGACGUGAUCGUCAAGCGAUACAUGCGAAAGCGAAACGGGCAGAGAAUUCCUGAAGAUCGUUUGAACAGCAGUUUAGUCAGCGUUCUCAUCAUUCUUCCACUUGGAACCUUGCUCUACGGAUGGAGUGUUUAUCAUAGACUGGGUGGCAUGGCGUUGCCGAUUAUCAGCGCGUUUAUCCAAGGUUUUGGACUCAUGGCGUCGUUUAGUGGGCUGAAUACAUAUGCAGCUGAGGUUCGACCAGCACACAGAACCGCAGUUAUCACAGGAAAAUACGUUAUCCAGUAUAGUUUCGGCGCAAUGAGCGUUGGAGGUGUCGUUCCCAUGAUUGACGGCAUUGGUGUUGGCUGGGCCUUCACCGUUAUCACUUGUUUCUCAGUGCUCGCCGGUGGCUUGGUUCUGCUUAUUGCGAGGUUCAGCAAAAAUUGGAAGGCGUAG
Molecule: messenger RNA, 1368 nt
Organism: Fusarium fujikuroi IMI 58289
Lineage: Eukaryota; Fungi; Ascomycota; Sordariomycetes; Hypocreales; Nectriaceae
Product: related to MFS transporter
Exons: 6
Coding region: 1-1368 (455 amino acids)
Biological process (GO): transmembrane transport
Molecular function (GO): transmembrane transporter activity
Source: RefSeq, a predicted model, not a curated record